Molecule: messenger RNA, 1483 nt
Organism: Varanus komodoensis (Komodo dragon)
Lineage: Eukaryota; Metazoa; Chordata; Lepidosauria; Squamata; Varanidae
Gene: EFNA4
Product: ephrin A4
Exons: 6
Coding region: 1-627 (208 amino acids)
Biological process (GO): axon guidance; ephrin receptor signaling pathway
Cellular component (GO): plasma membrane
Molecular function (GO): ephrin receptor binding
Source: RefSeq, a predicted model, not a curated record
AUGCGCCCGGGGGGCGCGCUCCGCUGGGGGCUGCUGGCGCUCUGGGGGGCCCUGGUCUGCCAGCAGGUGCGCGGCCUGCGCCACAGCGUCUACUGGAACAGCAGCAACCCCAGAUUCUUCGACGAGGACUACUCUGUUCAGGUCUCCAUCAACGACUACCUGGAUAUAUACUGCCCGCAUUAUGAGCGGGUCCUGGCUGUCGGAGGGCCGGAGACGUUCGCGCUCCUCAUGGUCGACCUUGAAGGCUACCGGGGCUGCUACGAAACGCAGGGAGCCUUCAAACGCUGGGAGUGCAACCGCCCGUAUGCUCCUUACGGGCCUGUCCGCUUCUCGGAGAAAAUCCAGAGGUUCACCCCUUUCUCCCUGGGCUUCGAGUUCCAACCGGGCCACGAUUACUACUAUAUUUCUAUCCCCACCUCAGAGAGUCCGGGCCGCUGCCUGAAACUGCUGGUGUCCGUCUGCUGCAAGGCAACCACCGCAGAACCUGCAACGGAGGGUCCCAAGUCACAACCUCGCGGGAGAGGUGGCUCAGAGGAUGCUGCCGUAGCCCCCGGACGGAGCUCUGCCCCCUCGUGGCGCAGCUGUGCCUGCGUGGGCCUGACCCUCCUCUCCCUCCUGCGGCUCUGACCUCAGGGAGGGCGGCAGGGAAGGAGGCCCAGGCUCCUCCAGGUGGCGGGCAGGCUGUGCGGGCCGGACGGUCCCUCUGCCCCACUCCUGCCCCGCCUCGAAAGGAUACUGGAUUCCUCACUCGGCACUUUAGGACUCGGAGGGGAUAUGCCUGCAGCUGUCCCUCAGCUGGGCCCUGCGCAGCCUCUGAGGCAAGCUGAGCUCUCGGAGGCCAAGUAAGCCAAGGCAAAGGGGUGGACGUGCCCCCAGACCUCCGGAUCCCCCAGCUCAUCUCCCUCCUGGACUUCUCAAGGCAACUGGAAGACCUUGACUGGGGGGAUGUUCUCUCCUGUUCUCAUGGAAUGUCGGAUCCAUGGUUUCUCGCCACCUGCCUCCGAUGAUAUGAGAAGAGGAAACCAGGACACCCCUCCAAGCCCCCCUUGAAUUUGAGUUUGGGGAAGGGGCACAGCAUUUCUUCCAUGGUAUGGCAGGGGGCUCAGAGAACUGUCUCCAGGACUCUUUGUAUACCAAAGACGGGGAGAGGAACCCCCACUUCUCUGUCCGGUUCUUCCAGACUUGGGCUGCUUAAAGGAAGGGGCGGCAGAUUCCCCCCCCCUUUCACCUCUUCCUUGAGCUGUGCCUUCUUACAGACUCCCUUGUCCCCCGAAAUCUGGCCCAUCAGCCUUCAGCCCUGCCCCUCCGUUCUCGACGAGAACGUUGCUGCUGACGACGAGGACGGCAGCUGCUUUUUGUCUUCUGUGAAGAUCUGUAUUUUGGCGGUGCCCAAUUUCCUCCUGGUUUUCCUGGAUCCUUUUGUUUAAAUAUAUUGGCGGGGAGGAAUUGUCCUAAUUGCUGGUGAUCGAGCUGGACGAUAAAA